AUGCAGUUUACGGUACCCUUCCUUAAAACUAGUGCUGUACCAAGUGGAAAUUUGCCACCUAUUCCAUCAGAUGAAAAUGUUGAAACUACUGAUAUGUGGGAAAACACCCUAUUGGAUACAUCCGAGGUAACAGAGUCUUCUGAAAUACAAAACCAGCCACACUCUCCUCAACUGGAAACAUUACCUAUGCCUCCCCCACCGACACAAUCAAGUAUUCAGCAUUCUAGCCAACCAGAACAGGCUGAAAGUCAAAAAUCGACAAAAAAAAUCGCCCGUAAAAAAAAUAACAAUUCUAGUGAUGCUGAUGAAGCCUUUAUUGAGUAUUUUAAAUCUAAAAAAGCCAAGAUCAACAAUUCUCCUCGUGAUAUAAGAGCCGAUUCUAUUCAACAGUUUUUGAACAGCCUAAUACCAGAUCUGCUGACUAUGACUGAUGCACAACUCAGAACGUGCAAGAGGAGGUCUAUUGCUAUCAUAGAUGAAAUUCUUGGAACAAACCUUUGUACUUUUAGUCCUGCUACAUCCGUAGAAACACGUUUACAGCAAUCUCCAGCCGGUUCGUUUUUAUCGUCAUUCUCAUCCGAGGACGAAACCGAUAAACAACAUUAUUUGACCUUAUAG
This is a messenger RNA of Macrosiphum euphorbiae (potato aphid), 618 nucleotides long. Lineage: Eukaryota; Metazoa; Arthropoda; Insecta; Hemiptera; Aphididae. The record is from the annotation of a GenBank genome assembly.